Molecule: messenger RNA, 3370 nt
Organism: Acipenser ruthenus (sterlet)
Lineage: Eukaryota; Metazoa; Chordata; Actinopteri; Acipenseriformes; Acipenseridae
Product: syntaxin-16-like
Exons: 9
Coding region: 362-1336 (324 amino acids)
Biological process (GO): vesicle fusion; intracellular protein transport; vesicle-mediated transport
Cellular component (GO): endomembrane system; SNARE complex; membrane
Molecular function (GO): SNARE binding; SNAP receptor activity
Source: RefSeq, a predicted model, not a curated record
UCAGUUCUACGCUACAGUUCACUUGUUUUUAAGAGCGGAACGAUUGUAUCAUCACCGCUCAAAAAAAAAAAAAAAACACCACCCGGCGUCUUAAGCAGACGCACAGCGCGGAUAUGUUCGGAACAUAGCGCCGGACGCAUCCGGAGUGCGCACAGCUGGCAGGAAGCGGUGCUUCAUUUCGUUCCGUGUUUACGUGUUUGUUUCUUUCUUAAAUGUUUCAGAGCAGCCUGACUCGGCGGUGCUUGCAUUUCUAGAGGCAGUAUAAAAGGCGUUCCCGGUGCAGGCUGCCUCGGGUUGUUGCUCAGGCUGUAGUUUGACGGGCGGCGCUGCUCGUGUAAACACUGCGCAGUCCUGCGGGAUCAUGGCGACCCGGCGCCUCACCGACCAGUUCAUCUUAAUGCGGAACAAUGCCAUCCAAAACAGACACAUGUUGGCUGAGCAAGUGAGUAGUUACUCCGCCAGUCCGCUGAAUUUACGUAGCGAUGCUGCGGAGCUGGAUGAGCUUGCUGAUGACCGGAUGGCUCUGGUGUCUGGGAUUAGCUUGGACCCCGAGGCUGCGAUUGGGGUCACGAAGCGCCUGCCUCCCAAGUGGGUGGAUGGGGUGGACGAGAUCCAGUAUGACGUCACCAGGAUAAAGCAGAAGAUGAAGGAGCUGGCCAGCCUCCACGACAAGCACAUGAACCGCCCCACCCUGGACGACAGCAGCGAGGCGGAGCACGCCAUCGAGAUCACGACGCAGGAGAUCACGCAGAUGUUCCACCGUUGCCAGCGCGCCGUGACGGGUAUCCAGAGCCGCUCCAGGCACUGCACAGAGCAAGAGGAGCGCCUGCUUCGCAAUGUGGUCUCGUCCCUCGCCCAGUCCCUGCAGGAUCUCUCCAUCAACUUCAGGCACACGCAGUCCAACUACCUGAAACGUAUGAAGAAUCGGGAGGAGAGGUCAAAGCAUUUCUUCGAUACUUCAGUACCGCUGAUGGAUGAUGCAGAAGACACUGCUGUUUAUGACCGGGGGUUCACAGAUGAACAGCUUGUCCAGGUGGAGCAGAACACAGUGAUGGUGGAGGAGCGGGAGCGAGAGAUCCGGCAGAUAGUGCAGUCCAUCUCCGACCUCAACGAGAUCUUCAGGGACCUGGCUGGAAUGGUGGUUGAACAGGGGACUGUCCUGGACAGAAUUGACUUCAAUGUUGAACAGGCAUGCGUCAAAACAGAAGAUGGUUUAAAACAGUUACAGAAGGCAGAGCAAUACCAGAAGAAGAAUCGCAAGAUGCUGGUCAUUUUAAUCCUCUUCGUUAUCGUGGUCGUUCUUAUUCUUGUGCUAAUUGGAGUGAAGUUUAGGUAAUCGUGUAUAUAUCCCUUGGCGUGCGUCGCUAGUGACGAGCCUCACCCCCGCCCCUCCCCUAAAGCUGCCUUGGUUGAAUGUAUCAAACCCAUACUGUUUGCAUUGUUAGUCUGUGCAAUGAACCUAUAGACUCUGGAACUCUAGUGCAUGAACCCUGGGGCUAGGGCAUUUCCAAGUACAUAGCCAGAAAUACAAUGCAUUGCCUAAAGAGCGUUUGAUUUCUCAGAAUCACAGACUGCAUCCAUAGAAACACUGCCCCCAAUGUAAUGGAACACCGGUAUGAGCGAACGAAUGAAUUGGCGAGCGCACUGCACAGAUCUCCUCACAUUCAUCUGAGUUGCUGGAGUCCAUUCCAGGGAUUCUAAUAGAAGCACUGUACAGUAUUGAAGGGUUCUCAAGAUUAACACUGCCUGUUCAAUGUACAGUACCACAUUGCAAGCUCCUGUAACGGAUUAGAUAAUGAACUGCUGUUCUAAUCCAUGUCAGUGUUUGAUCAUGUUUGUUGGGGAGUGGGUGUGGAGUAAUAGGAUUGUGUCCAGUAAGGGUCUCAACACCAGUCGCUUCCAUUGUCUUGGACAUUACCCACAACGUGGUCUCCCGCUGGGUGGGUUAUUAAGAGGCUCCUUCUCAGAAGUGCCUGGAUAUACCUUCAAAGGAUAGAUCUGCAGUAAAAUAAACUGUGAUUAUAAAGCCUGCAACUUACUAAGAAUAAUAUUGAAUUUAUUUGAAUAGAAAGUACUUUAGAAAUUUGAAAGUAGUGGGAUGUUGUUGUUAUUAUUAAAUGAUUGGUCCUAUCUGAAAGCUUAUGUUUUGAUUUUCUGGGGCCGUGACCCUAGUCUGCCGAAUGUCCUUGUCGUUUCAUUCAAUGCAUCCUUGCUAGUCACAUGCUCUCGCUGUGCGUGGUGAAGCAAAAGCACAUUCUGUCAGCAGCAGCAGCAGCAGCUGGUGUAUCACGGGUCUGUAGUGGACACUUAUUACAAGUUCUCAAAGCUAGUUACUCCCAAACAAAAACAACUCCACUUGCAAUUCUAAAACAAACAAGAAACAACUACAGAACUACUGGAAUGUUAUUUAUUGCAAAGUAAAGAGCUUUGAGAAUCUAGCCUAGUACUCCUAUGUUUAAAAAAACGUACAAAUCUGAGGACUGUAUGUAGCAAAUGCAUGUUUCGUAACAGGACAGCCAUCGUCUGUGCAAGAAAUGUGGAUUUAUUUGUGAAGCGCAGUGCUGCGUGUGUUUUGCUGAGGUUGAUGCAUUACGUGCAGUGUGUGUGUUUCUGCAGCACCGUUGUGUUUGGUCUCAGGCUGUAUGGUGUCGGUGUUUCACUGGUGUCGGAUGGGUUUAUCUGGAGCCCCUUGGUGUUUUUCUGAACGGUUUUUAAGGGACCCAGCUGUGCUCUUACCAGAGCAGCGGGAGUGGGGGCUAUGGAUUUUUAGAAGGAUAGAUUGCUGUAUUCACUGGGUGUUGAAGUCUGCUAGGUGGAGGUAUUUGAAAAUGUCUGAGUGAUGCUGCUUAGCAUGCAUUAUAAAUCCGGAGUCUAUUGAAAACCUAACUGAAUCAUGUUGAAUUGAAUCCACUUAUUCCACUGGAACUUUAAAGGACAGUAUGUGGACACAUUAAGACGUGUGUGUGUGUGUGUGUGUGUGUUGAUUAUCUUCCCUGUCUAUUUAUGUAUUGUUGUUGUUUAUGUGGGCCUGUUUUUAAAAACUGAGAAGCUUUGCUUCUGUCUUCUACAGAAAAAAAAUGUGGGAUCUUUAAAAAAUAUGUAUAUAUAUAUUAAUAUAAUAAUAAUAAUAAUAAUAAUAAUAAUAAUAAUAAUAGUUAGACUGGUUUAUUGAUUAUCGAUGAUCCUGUAAAUCUAUCAUGUGUGUAAUUCCAAAUUCUGUCAAAGAUUUGUCACAAAGCAUAAACUGUUAAACAAAAAAAGAAAAAAACCAAACCCUUUGAAUUCCUGUGUGCUUAUUUAAAACAUGUGUUGUAUGACGGUGCUGAUCAAGGGGAUAGUGCAACAUGAAUAAAUGAGUUUAACAAGCACA